AUGAGCCGGCAGCGGGAGGAGUUCCAAGCUGAGAGCGGGGGGAACCAUCCUCUAAAAAGGGGACUAGGGAGUCUGUGGCUCGGGGGUUCUUGGGAGAGUGACUUGGGUUGGUCCGAGUUUCAUUUAGGACCGGGGUUCCUGGGCACCACCCUCCUGGCACAGACACGCGAGAUGCCACCCUCGCCAAGGAAAUCGAUCAAGGAGCGCGAGCUGUUCUCCCUGACCUCAUCUCGAUCAUGCGCCUCGUAAGUGAAUUCGUACUGACUUCUUAUGGCCUUUUGUAUUGUGUUACGUUCCCUUAGCGAUAGGUCAUUGGAAAGCUGCUGGUCGGUGAAUCUAUUGCCCUCAAUGAAUGCUUGUCCAUAAUAGGCGAAACAGCGGACUACGGAUACAUUCCGGUUUUCAUAUGCGCUCGCAGCGAACCAAAUUUACAGUGGAGUGCCAUACGAUGAGAUGUUUGUUUAGAUUUGAUUUAGAGUCCUCGUUGUUACAGCCUAGGUCAACUUGCUUAUACUUUGGGAAAAUAAGAGUCAGAUGCAAAUUCUUUCUCUUAAUUAAAUAGCUGUAUUGCUCCCAUUCACACUGACCACACCUCAAACUCAACUCUGGACCUCGAAGCCAGUUCCACUGCAUUUUUUCAUUGUUCACCUCUAAUCAGAGACUGUUUUAGACCUGGGACACCAAAUGUGUGCAAUUAAUUAUCCGGUGGAACACAAAACCAACAGGCUCCGGACCUCGUGGGGUAAGAGUUGAGUAACCCUGACUGACUAUGGGGAGAAAAUAAUGCAAUUGCACUGUUGGCAUUCAUUCAAAUCGGCAGUUAAGAAAGCUUAUUCUAAUGUUCUUGUUAAUCUUAUCUUUUUUGGUUCAGAAUUAUUUUUAUUACCAUUCUAAUAGAAGUCAACUGACAAGUUAAAAAAUAAAUUGAGAUUUAAUCGCAACGACAAGUUAAUGCAGAAUAGAUCCACAAAGCUCAUAAAUUAUUUAACUUUACCAUUUAGAUGCCGUAGUCAUAAAUAGGCGUGUUUUGGAAUAUUUGUAUUCUGUACUGACAUAAUAAAUAGCUAACUCAGUAAAACUGAUGGGAAUCCUUGUGUUCUUAAGACAUCAUUUUAAGCCUAAACUGCACUGAGAGCACUUUGAAAACACUCAACUUCAAUACGACACAAUGUAUGUUGAACAGAUCAUAAACAGCUACAAAACAAAAUGUCAGGCAAUAUCUGAUGUGUAAUAAAGUGACCCAAAGUUCCAUUUCUAAUUGUCCAAUAGUCAAACCCCAAAUAGUGUUCAAGAAUAUGGAUGAAAAACAGUCCUGAAAUUCAGCCUAAAGGUCACUGGCUUUUCAUUUGGAACAGAUAAGAACAAGAUGGAAAACUUGUAGGAUGUCAGUGCCUGGUACAGCCUAAUACAGCAGAUAUCAGCACCAUAAUAAACCGGUUAGCCUGACCUUACUGCACACAAGGACACAGAAUCAACCACUAUACGUUUCCCUGUUACUGUUACAGAUAAUAGUUAUAUUACUAUGAACAGACUGCAUAAUCUUACUAUUUACACAAGUAGCUACUACUGUAUAAUCUAAUACAAAUAUUUUACCCCUACGAAAAGACCUAGAAGUCCUUCUGUAGGGCUGUGUGUCACGAUAAGAUAGUAUUCAACAUCCAAGGAGAUUACCAAAACUCCCUACUUAACUGGUCAAGUCUGGAUCAGCCAGGUAUGAGUUGGGAAAUGUUAUUAGAGACGUAAAUGUUACCUGGGAAAGCAUGCAAGCCUGCAAUCCUUCAUAUAGGACUGGGUUCUCAGAACUUCUCACUUAGUUUAGGACCUUUCCAUCUCUUGCAGGGAGAGCGACCAAAAGUUCAACCCCAAGUAGAAAGUUAGAGGGGGGGGGGGGGGGGGGGGGGGGGGAGUGCCGAAAAAUGGUCAGUGCAUGUAAUUGUGUAUGUAGGCUAUAUGCUUGUGUGAAUGUAUGCUUCUGUGCAUGCAUGAUCAUGUGUGAGUGUGCAUGUAGCACCUUAAGUAGUAUAUGGGAGUAUUUGAUGUACUGUAAAUGCCUGUGGGAAUGUAUGUGUGUAUGCGGGCAUGUGCGUGUACUGUGUAUGUGUGUCGGCUGGCAUGCAGGAGUAUAGCUGUGCAGCAGGCAGGCAGGGCAGGCCGUCUCCAGAUGUCUCCAUAGCCUGGGAAAACCUGAGGCGUUUUGGUAGAAGCCCUUUUAUUCAUUCCUCAUGUCCAUGGCCUCCUGGUGUUUAUCUAGCUCUCUGUAGGCUCCUGCUGCUCAGUUUAAUACCUUGGCAAUAUGACUGUUAUUACUACUCAUAUCAAAAUAGAAGUAUUGUCAUAGUGUGUGUGUGUGUGUGUGUGUGUGUGUGUGGAGGAAUUGGAUAUAGUGCAAAUCACACCAUAGUCUAGACCUAAGUUUGCAUGCAGUGAGUUUGCAUGACAAAGCCCGUUGGCUGGUUUUAUUCCACUCAGUGGUUAAGGAAAUGUUAAUUAGUUGGCUCUGGAGGUUUCCUUAGAUGUAAAGUUUGAUUUGAUAUAUUUGCAUUUAAGCUUUUAACUGCCACAUCCAAAUGACCUGCUAGACUGUGCAUCUAUGUGUGUGUGUUUGUAUGUUUGUGUGCAGAGAGAGUGUGUGUGUUAGGGGUUCUGAGUGGAGUCAGGCAGAGUAUUUGUGUCCAAGCCUAGCCCACAGCUAGCGAUUGCUUUCCAGGACUCUGUGGCAAUGCCUUGCUAAGAACACAUAUAUACUCUCUAGAGUUUGGCAAAGUUCAAGAGCCAGUAAACGUAGGGAAUGUGUCACUACGAGUUGAACCUAAUAAAAGGAGGAGGAGAGACAGAGAGAGAAAGACAGAGAGCGAGAGAGAGAGAGAUGUGGAGAGAGUGGUUGUCAUUACUAUUACUAGUGUCUGGUAAAAUGGAAAAUUAAUUAGGCUAUAUCCAAACCUGAUAUCGUAUUUCACCUGAAGGCAGGUGGAAGGCAGAGACAGGAAUGUCUUUGGGGUAAAAGGUCACAGAAUGUUUUCUUCGACUUAAGUACAGCAGCUUCCUCCCCUGUAAUUACCAUGACAUUGGGCAGACCUCGAUUGCACACUCUCUCUCUCUCCUGGGAGAAUUCCAAUAAUCUACUGUGGUAUCCUUUCCUAUGUCCUAUACCCUAUGAAAGUCCUGUCUACUUCCUGGUUCAAAUCCCGUACUGAUCUUAAAUGGGCUUCAAGCUUAUAUAAUCAACUUCAUGAAAAUGGGGUCUUUUAAGAUAAAUAUAUUUGUGGAUUAAUAUACCUUUACCUAUCCAGUGCCUUCAGAAAGUAUUCAUACCCCUUGAUUUAUUACAUAUUUUGUUGUGUUACAGCCUAAAUUCAAAAUGGAUUAAAAUAAAAAAUCUCACCCAUCUACACACAAUACCCCAUAAUGACAAAGAGAAAACAUGUUUUUAGAUUUAUUGGCACAUUUAUUGAAAAUUAUAUAAAAAAAUACAGAAAAACACAAAAAUGUUAUAAAUUGAUUUGCAUUUUAAUGAGGGAAAUAAGUAUUUGACCCCCUCUCAAUCAGAAAGAUUUCUGGCUCCCAGGUGUCUUUUAUACAGGUAACGAGCUGAUAUUAGGAGCACACUCUUAAAGGGAGUGCUCCUAAUCUCAUCUUGUUACCUGUAUAAAAGACACCUGUCCACAGAAGCAAUCAAUCAGAUUCCAAACUCUCCAACAUGGCCAAGACCAAAGAGCUCUCCAAGGAUGUCAGGGACAAGAUUGUAGACCUACACAAGGCUGGAAUGGGCUACAAGCAGCUUGGUGAGAAGGUGACAACAGUUGGUGCGAUCUCCCUCGGCCUGGGGCUCUAUGCAAGAUCUCACCUCGUGGAGUUGCAAUGAUCAUGAGAACGGUGAGGAAUCAGCCCAGAACUACACGGGAGGAUCUUGUCAAUGAUCUCAAGGCAGCUGGGACCAUAGUCACCAAGAAAACAAUUGGUAACACACUACGCCGUGAAGGACUGAAAUCCUGCAGCGCCCGCAAGGUUCCCCUGCUCAAGAUAGCACAUAUACAGGGCCGUCUGAAGUUUGCCAAUGAACAUCUGAAUGAUUCAGAGGAGAACUGGGUGAAAGUGUUGUGGUCAGAUGAGACCAAAAUGGAGCUCUUUGGCAUCAACUCAACUCGCCGUGUUUGGAGGAGGAGGAAUGCUGCCUAUGACCCCAAGAACACCAUCCCCACCGUCAAACAUGGAGGUGGAAACAUUAUGCUUUGGGGGUGUAUUUCUGCUAAGGGGACAGGACAACUUCACCGCAUCAAAGGGACGAUGGACGGGGCCAUGUACCGUCAAAUCUUGGGUGAGAACCUCCUUCCCUCAGCCAGGGCAUUGAAAAUGGGUCGUGGAUGGGUAUUCCAGCAUGACAAUGACCCAAAACACACGGCCAAGGCAACAAAGGAGUGGCUCAAGAAGAAGCACAUUAAAGGUCCUGGAGUGGCCUAGCCAGUCUCCAGACCUUAAUCCCAUAGAAAAUCUGUGGAGGGAGCUGAAGGUUCGAGUUGCCAAACGUCAGCCUCGAAACCUUAAUGAUUUAGAGAAGAUCUGCAAAGAGGAGUGGGACAAAAUCCCUCCUGAGAUGUGUGCAAACCUUGUGGCCAACUACAAGAAACGUCUGACCUCUGUGAUUGCCAUCAAGGGUUUUGCCACCAAGUACUAAGUCAUGUUUUGCAGAGGGGUCAAAUACUUAUUUCCCUCAUUAAAAUGCAAAUCAAUUUAUAACAUUUUUGACAUGCGUUUUUCUGGAUUUUGUUGUUGUUAUUCUGUCUCUCACUGUUCAAAUAAACCUACCAUUAAAAUUAUAGACUGAUAAUUUUUUUGUCAGUGGGCAAACGUACAAAAUCAGCAGGGGAUCAAAUACUUUUUUCCCUCACUGUAAGUAUUUACAUCCCGAGUCAAUACUUUGAAGUAAAACUCAGCAAAAAAAGAAACGUCCUCUCACUGUCAACUGCGUUUAUUUUCAGCAAACUUAACAUGUGUAAAUAUUUGUAUGAACAUAACAAGAUUCAACAACUGAGACAUAAAUUGAACAAGUUCCACAGACAUGUGACUAACAGAAAUGGAAUAAUGUGUCCCUGAACAAAGGGGGGUCAAAAUCAAAAGUAACAGUCAGUAUCUGGUGUGGCCACCAGCUGCAUUUAGUACUGCAGUGCAUCUCCUCCUCAUUUACUGCACCAGAUUUGCCAGUUCUUGCUGUGAGAUGUUACCCCACUCUUCCACCAAGGCACCUGCAAGUUCCCUGACAUUUCUGGGGGGAAUGGCCCUAGCCCUCACCCUCCAAUCCAACAGGUCCCAGACAUGCUCAAUGGGAUUGAGAUCCGAGCUCUUCGCUGGCCAUGGCAGAACACUGACAUUCCUGUCUUGCAGGAAAUCACGCGCAGAAUGAGCAGUAUGGCUGGUGACAUUGUCAUGCUGGAGGGUCAUAUCAGGAUGAGCCUGCAGGAAGGGUACCACAUGAGGGAGGAGGAUGUCUUCCCUGUAACGCACAGCGUUGACAUUGCCUGCAAUGACAACAAGCUCAGUCCGAUGAUGCUGUGACACACCGCCCCAGACCAUGACGGACCCUCCACCUCCAAGUCGAUCCUGCUCCAGAGUACAGGCCUCGGUGUAACGCUCAUUCCUUUGACGAUAAACGUGAAUCCGACCAUCACCCCUGGUGAAACAAAACUACGACUCGUCUGUGAAGAGCACUUUUUGCCAGGUUUGUGCCCAUAGGCGACGUUGUUUCUGGUGAUGUCUGGUGAGGACCUGCCUUACAACAGGCCUACAAGGCCUCAGUCCAGCCUCUCUCAGCCUAUUGCGGACAGUCUGAGCACUGAUGGAGGGAUUGUGCAUUCCUGGUGUAACUCGGGCAGUUGUUGUUGCCCUCCUGUACCUGUCCCGCAGGUGUGAUGUUCUGAUGUACCAAUCCUGUGCAGGUGUUGUUACACGUGGUCUGCCACUGCGAGGACGAUCAGCUGUCCGUCCUGUCUCCCUGUAGUGCUGUCUUAGGCGUCUCACAGUACGGACAUUGCAAUGUAUUGCCCUAGCCACAUCUGCAGGCCUCAUGCCUCAGUGUUUAAACCCUUUACAAUGAAGAUCUGUGAAGUUAUUUAGAUUUUUACGAAUUAUCUUUGAAAGACAGGGUCCUGAAAAAGGACCCUAAGAGCUUUCUAUACCUGGAUUGUGCAACGUUUGCCAAUUAUUCUUUAAAAAAGUAUUUAAGCUCAAUUGGUUGUUGAUCAUUGCUAGACAACCAUUUUCAGGUCUUGUCAUAGAUUUUCAAGUAGAUUUAAGUCAAAACUGUAACUCGGCCACUCAGGAACAUUCACUGUCUUCUUGGUAAGCAACUGUCGAUUUGGCCUUGUGUUUAAGGUUAGUGUCCUGAUGGAAGGUGAAUUCACCUCCCAGUGUCUGGUGGAAAGCAGACUGAACCAGGUUUUCCUCUAGGAUUUUGCCUGUUCUCAGCUCCAUUCUGUGAAUUUUUUUAUCCUGAAAAACUUCCCAGUUGUUAACGAUUACAAACAUACCCAUAACAUGAUGCAGCCACCACUAUGCUUGAAAAUAUGGAGAGUGGUACUCAGUCAUGGGUUUUAUUGGAUUUUCCCCAAACAUAACACUUUGUAUUCAGGACAAAAAGUUCAUUGCUUUGCCACAUUUUUUGCAGUAUACCCUUUAGUGCCUUGUUGCAAACAGGAUGCAUGUUUGUGUUAUUUUAUAGUUUUGAUGUCUUCACUAUUAUUCUACAAUACAAAAACAUUUAAAUAUAAAGAAAAACCCUUGAAUGAGUAGGUGUGUCCAAACUUUUGACUGGUAGUGUAAUUCCCACUUUGACAUUAUGGGGUGUUGUGUGUAGGCCAGUGACAAAAAGUCUCAAUUUAAUCAAUUUCAAAAUCAGGCUGUAAUACAACAAAAUGUGGAAAGGUUGAAACACCCAGCUCUUUCAUAUUGUUUCACUCCAUUAUUUGUGUCGUAGGGGAAUUAUCCAUGUGUAGGGGAAAGUACACUCACAAAACGGAUCAAACGCAAACCAGAUUCCCACACAAAUGCAAACCAUGUUCAAAGCACAACCACUGGAGUAACAGGGACAUAUUUAGUCAGUGAAACAAUGCACAAGCAAGUUGCAACAAAGCUCAAUGAAAAAACACUACAGAAAGGGAGGUAUAUAGUAGUAUAUUAAGGGUGAAUGUUAUGCAAUGUCCCUAGCAACUACUUUCCUUGGUAUUCUUAUGUUUGUCUCCCUUGCCUUUCCUCCAUUUGUGACACGGGCCAAUCAGAGUUUGUCCAUUAGCUGCUUCCAGAGGGGCAACUAAACUAGAGGAUCAUGGGUAAUAUGUAGUGUUGUUUAGUCAUGGUGGUGGCAUGCCUGUUUGAGUCAAUCCGCUAGCUUCACAGUGACAUCAUCAUCCCAUGUCUUGAUGAUGACCCAUCAGUGAUGGCUGGCUGCCUCUGGUGCUGUGUGCGUCAUGCUUUAACCCCCUGGUGGCCAGACUAAUGUACUACACUGACAAACAGCUGGAGGUGAAUGUAGGGCUGUGUAGCGGCAGCAUGCACUUAUGGACUGUGCUCAGGGACACACAUGCACAUACUCGUAUGUACACGCUCACAUGCACAGGCAGACACACACACAGACGCAUCGCACGCAACACACACACAGACAGAACAUGUGCGCACAUGUGCACACACACACUCAGUAUGUGAGCAGGUGGAUGUGUGAGAGAGAAGAUAGGAGGAGUGGGAUAUAUAGGAAAGGAGGAAAGUAGGGAGGGAGGGAGGGAGGUAGAACUGCUGCUGUCUGUCUGGCAAUCAUUCAGGCGGGAUGGCAGAUGUGUUUUUAAUAAUAAUAAGCCAUUUAGCAGACGCUUUUAUCCAAAGCGACUUACAGUCAUGCGUGCAUACAUUUUUGUGUAUGGGUGGUCCCGGGGAUCGAACCCACUACCUUGGCGUUACAAGCGCCGUGCUCUACCAGCUGAGCUACAGAGGACCACAAGGUGAAUCUGUUGUUCCAGAUGUCUCUUAUGUAGUUGUAACACACACAUGCACACACACACAGAGUUCGAGAGGGUGUAUUUAGGAUUGUUGUUUUUCUUUUUCUGAUUUAGCCAACGCCAGUUCAAUGGGCCGAAUCAAACAGCUAAUUCCUCUGAUUAGAACAUGAAGCCCACAAACAGAUGGGAAAGGACAAUGCACCACUAUGCCACAGGCAUUUCAAUCCAACAGGUUUAGUGACAUUUCCUCUAUGGUGUACACACACACACACACACACUGAACUUGAUGGUACGUUUUAAAAUACAGAUCAGAUGCACUCUGGAAAUCAUGCAAAUACACACACUAACUCAACACAAGGGAUGUUUAGUACAUUGAGUAGCCCCCUGAUAAGUGAAAACAUUGGAAGAGUUUCUGUGAAUCACUGUUCCACUGUGAGAUGCUGUUGGAUUGUAUUGUAAAUCGCUGAUCAACUCAUCCUUGACCGCUGGCUAUGUCCCUUCCGUCUUCAAGAGAGCGAGAGUUGCACCCCUUCUCAAAAAACCAACACUCGAUCCCUCUGAUGUCAACAACUACAGACCAGUAUCCCUUCUUUCUUUUCUCUCCAAAACUAUUGAGCGUGCCGUCUUUAGCCAACACUCUUGCUAUCUCUCUCAGAAUGACCUUCUUGAUCCAAACCAGUCAGGUUUCAAGACUGGUCAUUCAACUGAGACUGCUCUUCUCUGUGUCACAGAGGCUCUCCGCACUGCUAAAGCUAACUCUCUCUCCUCUGCUCUUGUCCUUCUAGACCUGUCUGCUGCCUUUGAUACUGUGAACCAUCAGAUCCUCCUCUCCACCCUCUCCGAGCUGGGCAUCUCCGUUGCGGCCCACUCUUGGAUUGCGUCCUACCUGACCGGUCGCUCCUACCAAGUGGCGUGGCGAGAAGCUGUCUCCGCACCACGUGCUCUCACCACUGGUGUCCCCCAUGGCUCAGUUCUAGGCCCUCUCCUAUUCUCGCUAUACACCAAGUCACUUGGCUCUGUCAUAUCCUCACAUGGCCUCUCCUAUCAUUGCUACGCUGACGACACACAACUAAUCUUCUCCUUUCCCCCUUCUGAUAACCAGGUGGCGAAUCGCAUCUCUGCAUGUCUGGCAGACAUAUCAGUAUGGAUGACGGAUCACCACCUCAAGCUGAACCUCGGCAAGACGGAGCUGCUCUUCCUCCCGGGGAAGGACUGCCCGUUCCAUGAUCUCGCCAUCACGGUUGACAACUCCGUUGUGUCCUCCUCCCAGAGUGCGAAGAGCCUUGGCGUGACCCUGGACAACACCCUGUCGUUCUCCGCUAACAUCAAGGCGGUGACCCGAUCCUGUAGGUUCAUGCUCUACAACAUUCGGAGAGUACGACCCUGCCUUACACAGGAAGCGGCACAGGUCCUAAUCCAGGCACUUGUCAUCUCCCGUCUGGACUACUGCAACUCGCUGUUGGCUGGGCUCCCUGCCUGUGCCAUUAAACCCCUACAACUCAUCCAGAAUGCCGCAGCCCGUCUGGUGUUCAACCUUCCCAAGUUCUCUCACGUCACCCCGCUCCUCCGCACACGCCACUGGCUUCCAGUUGAAGCUCGCAUCUGCUACAAGACCAUGGUGCUUGCCUACGGAGCUGUGAGGGGAACGGCACCUCCGUACCUUCAGGCUCUGAUCAGUCCCUACACCCAAACGAGGGCACUGCGUUCAUCCACCUCUGGCCUGCUGGCUCCCCUACCUCUGCGGAAGCAUAGUUCCCGCUCAGCCCAGUCAAAACUGUUCGCUGCUCUGGCACCCCAAUGGUGGAACAAGCUCCCUCACGACACCAGGACAGCGGAGUCACUCACCACCUUCCGGAGACAUUUGAAACCCCACCUCUUUAAGGAAUACCUGGGAUAGGAUAAAGUAAUCAUUCUACCCCCCCCCCCCCCCCCCCCCCAGAGAUAAUUUCUGUAGUCUAGCAUAGAUCAGUACUCAUUUUAAUACAAAGGUUUCAUGGUUAUGAUUUGAAAAUUAGAUUUUAAGAUGAACGAGCUUUAGAGAAUGAGAUUAGAAUCGAGUUAGACACAGAAUAUUCCUGAGAUUCUCUAAAUGAGUUUAUAGCCAUAGAAUCAAUCCCGUUGUCUGUAGUAUUUCUGUACCUGAUGCUGCUGCAGACUCUAAUGUGGUUCCUGUGGUUGGUCUUCCCCACUGCAGGUGGCUGAAGGUAGUGCUGUGCAGCCACCUACACUAUCUAUGGACGCUCCUCAUGGCCCUCACUGUGCUCUGUGUGGCCAUCCAGAUCCUAGGAGUCGUCUGGCAGUCCAGGUGAGUCUGGUGCAACUGUACAUACAGAGGUAGGAUCUUUAUUUGAUCUCCCUGUUGCAGGAGAACUUUCCCGCAAUGCAGGAAAUGCUAAACUUGUAGUGUAUUUGAGGUUUAAAAAGGCUUCUGAAGUUUGAUAUUUAGUUUUCAACAUUUUAGACUUGAUUUACCCUUAUGAAAAAUGUAUCAACCCCUACAAAAAUCCAUUAAUUAUAAUCCACUUAAUAAUUCACAUUUCCUGUUGCUACAGGAUAAUUUUCCUGCUGUAGAAAACUGGCUAAAAUUAAGACCCUACAUCUGUAGCCAUCAGAUCAGAUCUUCAUUCUACCUGGAUUGAUAUUGCUGGCAGUGAAACCAGAGAGGAAGAGGCGAAGCGAGAGGAUUUUUCUUUUUUGUAUGGAGGUCUAUGAGAGAAUGUCUAAUUACGUGAGGCUUAUUUGAUCUAAUAGAAGUUUCGCAAUGUAUAUUCUGUUACAAAUGUGCUGAUAUUAGUGGAUGCACGUGGCAUUCCGGAAACUUUGAGAAAAACGACUGUUGUUCACACGCGUAUCUGCCCUCUCAUUGGCUAGAAUGGUCCCACCUGAUCGUGCCUGCCUUCAAUCAUUGAGGACAUGUACUGUAUUUCCAUUGUUAGAGUGGUCGCUCGGCUAUCUUGUCAAUAUAAUAGUUCAUCUUUGGUGAAACUAACAAGCUUUUACAUUCCACUUCUCUGUUCAGGAUAAUUGUUUUGUUUUGAAACAGGCUGACGGUGAUUGGCUAACUGAAGUCUAACACUCUGUUUGGUUUCAGGAACGAUAAGAUGUUGAGUGAGAAGCUCCUGAAUGUGCGGUUUACCAUCGAGAUUCAGAGAACGCACCCGACGGAGCAGAGGGACUGGGAACGCUUGCGCUCUUCGCAUGCCCCUGUCGUAGAAGAGGAAGUGAGGUCACAGGAGGAAGGAGCUCCUAAACAACCGGCCAAAGGGAACCAGAAGGUAGCAGAACAUCAACAUGGCAGAGAUCACCAACAUUUAAAGCUCUCAAACACUUUCAAUAAGGUCAAAGACACUAGGAAAGAGGCAAGGGGUAAAGUUUCAGCAGUCAAGGCAGCCCUGCCCAAAGUCACACUGGGUGAUGAUGAGUUGCGUUUGGGGGUUCCUGGGUCUGUGGUUCUCCAGCUGGGCCACCCAGCUAUCAAAGUGGUAUCCACCCUGCCUCACAAACCUCUCCAGCUCCCCUCAACCAAUCAGCUGAAGAGUAGAAACAGCCCUUCCCUUCUAGGCACCAACUCUGUAGUUACCGGGGUGAUAAGCGAGGUGAAACCAGAGUUCGCCACCGCCACCUGUCGGCCAAAGAACCACAUCGUCUUUCUCAAGACGCACAAAACGGCCAGCAGCACCAUCCUGAACAUCUUGUAUCGCUAUGGCGACAGCCGCAAUCUGACCUUCGCCCUUCCGCUGAACAAGCACAGCCAGCUGUUUUAUCCCUUCUUCUUCGCCUCACACUUUGUGGAAGGAGUGAGGAGCCGCAGUGUCAAAGAGUUCCACAUCAUGUGCAACCACAUGAGGUUCAGACCACCAGAGGUGAGUUCUAUCAUCAUAGCACAGGAGGUUGGUGGCACCUUAAUUGGGGAGGAAGGCUCGUGAUAAUGGCUGGAGCGGAAUUAGUGGAAUGGUAUCAGAUACAGUACAUCAAACACAUGGUUUCCAUGUGUUUGAUGCCAUUCCAUUUGCUCCGUUCCGGCCAUUAUUAUGAGUCGUCCUCCCCUCAGCAGCCUCCACUGCAUCAUAGAUAAUAUCGAGGUUCAGACUAACACAAGUUGUAUUUUACUACUAUCUUAGGAUAGGAUUUUUUAACCAAUAAUUGUUAAAUGGUGACCAAGGCAUCACUAACACAUUUUGUUCUUGUUUUGGUAUUUUCCUGUUGUGUCUCAGGUGAGGAAGGUGAUGCCCCAGGACACAUUCUACUUCUCCAUUCUGAAGAACCCCGUUGCCAUGAUGGAGUCCAUCUUCAUCUACUACAAGAGCAUCCCCGCCUUCCACAAGGCCCGCAGCCUGGAUGACUUCCUUGACAACGGUUGGCGUGGUUACAACACGUCCCUGCCCAACAACCACUACGCCCGUAACAUCCUGACCUUUGACUUUGGCUUCGACAACAACGUCGCCACAGAGACGCCCGGAGACCUGGAGACGCGGGCCGCCACAGCCAUUGGCGCCAUCGAGCAGGACUUCCACCUCAUCCUCAUCUCAGAGUACUUUGACGAAUCCAUGAUCCUGCUCAAGCGCGCCCUCUGCUGGUCUCUGGACGACGUCGUCUCCUUUAAGUUGAACAGCCGGAGCGAGCGCGCACGGAACAUGCUCUCCCCGCACACCGCCGACAAAAUCAGAGCCUGGAACGCCCUUGACUGGCGGCUCUACCUGCACUUUAACGCAACCUUCUGGCGACGGGUGGACACUAUGGUGGGGCGUGAGGAGAUGAGGCGGGAGGUGACUCGGUUGCAGGAGCGACGUGCCGAACUAGCCAAAACCUGCCUGAAGGAUGGUGGUGCGGUGGACCCGUCGCAGGUGCAUGACGCGGGACUGAAGCCCUUCCAGUACGGGGAAGCCAUCAUCCAGGGCUACAACCUGAACCCUGGGCUGGACGGGCCCACCAAAACACGCUGUCAGAACCUGAUCACUCCAGAGCUGCAGUACACAGACACUCUCUACACCAAGCAGUUCCCUGAGCUUGCCACCAGGCAGAGACAGGCUGCCAAACUGGCCGCCUCACAGCGUCAGCCUGGUCCAGCCAAGGUCAGCCCAAACAAAGCAGCCAUGACUGGGCUGGUGAGGGUGAGGGAGACCCGACACAGUAGGACAGCCAGGAGUGGACCCAGAAACCCUAAUGCUCAGAACCAAAAUGACCUCCCCCAAAGUGCCCUGUCUAAACUCACUGCAACUAGAAGUGACAGAAACAUGCCUUGAGGUGGGGCUCUUUCAACAUGGACUAAUGGGACAAUCCACAGGAGCUCAUUGGUGCUGAGUACUGGGGUCUUUUUAAGAUGAACAGCCAAUGGCUAUGUUUUGUCUGUACAGUGAGGACAUUUCGCUGCACAUUAUGCUUACUCUGGCUGGCUGCAGUGCACAGGGCCAGUUAGCUGACUUUGGUGGCACUAGGAUAAGCUCUAGUGUUUCUACCCAACGAUACUGGACCUGUGUGGGUAGAGGGGAUGGAGUUGGAGGAGGAAGAGUAGGAAGGAGAGGGAGAGCGCAACUGGGGUGACUGUCCUGCCUUGACCGGUUGGAUUGGAAGUAGCAUCUCCUAAACCCUCUCAUCUAAUCUCUGCCCUUGAUCUUGUCACACACUGAGGUUUAGAAUUGGAACCCUUGGGGUGUACUAUGGUUUGAAUGGGACAUACUUGGUACUAUUGAUUAAACUGAUUGGGGUUGGGUAAGUACAGUAGGUCUAUGUGUAUGUCUGUCUGCUAACACCAAAAGACAAGCAGUACCUCCAUUUUACUGAAAUAUCUCAGGUCUCAUUUCUCUGAGUUGAUCUAAACUUUACUCAGAGACAAGGUGGCUCAAUUUGGAGGUGAAUAAAAUACGCGAUGGUAUGGUAAACAUGUAGAC
Messenger RNA from Coregonus sp. 'balchen', 13867 nucleotides. The record is from the annotation of a GenBank genome assembly. NCBI's taxonomy places the organism in Eukaryota, Metazoa, Chordata, Actinopteri, Salmoniformes, Salmonidae.